This is a messenger RNA of Durusdinium trenchii, 3801 nucleotides long. The record is from the annotation of a GenBank genome assembly. NCBI's taxonomy places the organism in Eukaryota, Dinophyceae, Suessiales, Symbiodiniaceae.
GCUUUCUCUAUAGACAACCCCGACUUGGUCCCCGAUGGAAACUCCCUCAUGAAGGAGGUCUACUCGUGGUUGGAGUCAGCUACAGAGGGGAGAGCCCAAUACUACUCUGCAGAGGAGCCCCCGCCGCAAACGGUGAUUCCCAAGCAAUCCCGGCAGAAGAACAGGGCUCCAGUUGGUGGGGCUUCCCCGCCGAAAAGAGUGACUACCGCAACGUUGGCCGAGCAACUAGCAGAACUUUCCAAGAGCAUCCAUGCUACAUCGUCCCAAUUGGAGACUAUGGCACAGCGGCAAGACCGGAUGGAGAACCUGCUCGCAUCCCCUGCGGCUCCGGCCCAACUUCCGGUUCCAGCGCACCAGCGCCCUUUCCAGACGGAGAAGGCCACCAGGACUCCCCUCGCCCCAGAGGUUCCAGAGAUUCCCGAAGACGAGCCACUCGCCCUUCCAUCAGAUCCAGACUUCGUGGCUGCAACUGCUCCUACUGGCAACAAUCAGCCCAUGGAUGUGACCUCGGCCAUUUUCCAACAGUCCCAAGCUCUCUCAACCCUGGUGGCACACUUGGUAAACCAGGAUGGGCUGGCCGAUUUUGCUGGAACUGGCAGCUCCUCAGCCAUCUCCCUGAAGGGGUCAGCCAAGAGAGACAAGCUCAUGAUGGACCUGGCUAUGAGGAAAGGCGACUUCUUCCUGAAGGUGUCUCAGAAUGCCUUCCGUCGCUUGAAACCCACAGAGAAGAUGCCGAGGACCUUGGAGGAGUUUGCCGGCAAACCGAUCUUUGCGAAGUAUGCGGAGAGGAGUGGUGGGUUCUCUGGCCAGAGAGAUUUCGGGUUGAUGAUGUGGCUACUAUGCCAGAUUGGAGAUGCCAUGAUCAAUGGAGACAACAAAGGAGCACAGGAGUUGCUGGCUCUAACCUUGGUGACGAUCGAGCAGGCUGCCCAAGACAAUGGCAAGUGGGAGGUUGCAUGGAUCCUAUCGCUUCAGGAGGAUCCCCCCUCCGGGCCUCUUCAUGGCAAGGCCAGCCUCGACAAAUCCGAGGCUCAGGGCUUUCUCUCCACUAUGCCCUCCAGAGUGGGCAGCAACUGCGUUGUCCUUUGUCAAGGAGGUGGAUAUCAUCAGCACCCGACGUCAGGAGGCCCUCCCAUCGAAGAAGACUCAGAAGCAAGGGGAGGAGGCCGACAAUCCCAAGAAGAAGCCACAGAGGAUUCCUACGACAUGCACCACGAUGCCUACCACUACAUCCCCUGUUCCGGAAGCGAAGACUUCUGCCGGGAUGAUGGCACUUUUGCAGAUGAUGCGGGACCAUUUGAAGAGGAACCUGCAUCAGAGAGGUGUGGCUCCAGGCAGAGAAGGAGGCUUAUGGUUGAUCGAGCUUUCCAUGUCUGCAUCAUGGCCUUGAACUUCUGGCACGCCGACUUCAAGCAUAUUCCUGUGGAGUCGAUUGCGAAGGAGCCAUCACCGGCCCAAGCCCAGGCCCUGGUCAAUUUGAAGAGGAUGUUGAGGGCAUUCGGUAGCUCCCAGGAAGAGUUCUCUGUUCCAAAGAGCGGCCGUAGACUGACAUCUUUGAUCGCGCUCCUCUCUGAUCCUUCUGAGUUUGCUACAUGGAGAGGCAUCGGAGGUAGCGCCUACUCUCGAUCCUUCCCAGGAGCACCGGAUAUCGGCAAGAAGGAGACCUACGUGCCUAGGAAUCUUUCACGCGCAGAGGAGCUUCGUCCAUAUCGAGCUCUUGACCCCGAUAGGAACUUCCUCUACCAUCGGGGCCUCCUGACUACAGAAACAGAGCUCAGAGCAGACUGCCCCUUCUACGGCUCGAACCUUGCCACAGGCCUGGUCAUCGAUGAUUACUAUGCAGUUUCGAUUGAGGAGAACAGCUGUCCUAUUUGGAAUCCUGACCAGACAUGGACUGGAAGGUCGCAGGCUGCUCAGCUGCUGCAGAAAGCAACCACUGCCUAUGAGGAGGCUGGACUUCUGGGAUCUCCUGCCAAGGACAUCCUUGAUGAACAGAAAGCUUGCAUCAUGGGCGCUGAGAUUGAUGGUAGCCAAGCUGCACGAGAGAAUGGGGUGGUCACUGUUGGUGCCCCUGUUCACAGGCGCCUCGCCCUUGCCUAUGUCUCCCUCACCCUGGCCAAGAUGCGGUACACCACUGAUGCUCUCCAUGUUUGUUUGGUUGGAGGAUGGGUGAAUGCUGUGCUAUACAGAAGACCUGCAAUGUCGCUCCUCCAAGAGGUCUACAAGAUCCCGCUGUCAGAAGUGUCCCAAGACUCACCUAAGGUGAUCCGAUUGUCAAGAGGUAUGGCUCAGGAGCUCAUCAUGCUGGCAGUGCUUUGCCCUUUCCUUGCUACUGACAUCUCUACGCACGUUCAGGAACAAUGCUAUGCCACUGACUCGUCGGAUGCGAAGGGAGCUGUGGUCUCAUGCAAGGUGCCUCGGAACAUUGCUAGAGCUUUGGUGCGCACUGGCAGGAAGAAGACGACCUACACGAAGAUGCUGGCAAAGCACGAAGCCGUGCUCAAGAAGAUCGAUAUUGAUUUUGAGGAGGCUGACAUCCCGAAUGAUGAGUUCGCAGAUGACUCCUUCACUGCUCCAGAUCGACCACGGGCCUUUCGCUGUCGAGCUUGCGCCUCCAUCUUGUCAGUGCUCUUGGAUUUCAGCUUGGGCUUGGAUUUUAUGGACUUUCAGCAUCUUGCAAGAGCCGCUGGAAGGGGAGACCUCGAGUUGCCCCAGGGGAGACCAGUCCUCCCUGAGACACAGAAGCAGCGAGACAAGCUCCUGAGCUACUUUUCGGAUUGGCUUAGGGGCCAUGGGUUUGAGCUGGAAGAAGUUUUGAUGGCAGCCACGCCUGACCUCGAGACCCUGAACACACUGGUUGAGAAGUACGGGCGUGAACUUUACAGGUCAGGUCGACCAUAUGGACACUACUCCGAGACGCUCAAUGCGAUCUCGGGAAAGAGGCCACGAGUGAGAAGACACCUCCAGCCCGCGUGGGACCUUGCCUACGCAUGGCUGCGCCAGGAACCGCCGGCGCACCAUCUGGCACUUCCUUGGCAAGCGCUCCUAUCGCUCAUCUCCACGUCAUGGACAUGGGGCUGGAGCAGGGUGGCAGGUGUCAUCGCCCUUUCAUGGGGCGGAAUCACCCGCAUUGGAGAAGUGCUGUCAGCGUGCAGGCGGGACUUAAUCCUCCCAGGAGAUGUGGAAUGGUCCAUCAACUAUGCCCUCCUGCAGAUCGCUGAGCCCAAGACGAGAUAUAGAUGCGCAAGACACCAAAUUGCAUGGCUUGAUCAGCCGCAGCUCCUGAAGGUCAUUGAAGUGGCGUUUGGUGGCCUGCUGCCCGAGCAGCGGUUGUGGCCUGCUUCAGGCCAAACCAUGAGGCACCGGUUCCAAAAGCUCCUCCAAGCAAACAAGUUGGAUACUUUGCCAGAGGGCAUCAGCCGAGGCAUUGACCUCGGAUCGCUUCGAGCAGGGGGAGCCUCUUGGUUGUUGAUGAGCUCGGAAAACUCCGAGCUCACGAGAAGAAGGGGCAGAUGGAUCACCUCCAAGGUCAUGGAGGUGUACGUGCAGGAGGCAUGGUCUGUGCAGUUUCUGCCUCGCCUUCCGCCAGAAGUCAAGAAAUUGAUUUGGAAUGGUGCCCAGAUUUUUCCUUGGGCUCUGGAUCUUGUUGUGGCUUGGCACGAAGCCAAGAUUCCGGAGUCAGCACGGCCAUGUUUGUUCCUCCAGGCCUCGAAAGACUUUGAGCUGGACCACUUGGGUGCGAAGAGUUUGGGUGGUGCAGCCGCUGCCGCGGCUGUGUGUGCAGCUCCAAAAGAACCGUGA